AUGAUGCUCCUGUACAAGUCCUACGUACGAUCUCAUCUGGAAUACUGCUGUCCUCUGUGGUCUCCUCACAUGCAGUGCGAAAUUAUUAAACUCGAAGCAGUUCAACGAUCCUUCACUGCUAAAAUCCAGGGUCUUGGAAAUCUCAACUACUGGGAACGCCUCCGUCGCCUGUCUAUGUACUCCCUUCAAAGGCGGCGUGAGAGAUACACUAUCAUCCUAGUUUGGAAGAUCUAUAACAAUCUCGCUCCAAACAGUAUGAACAUCAACUUCCGCGAAACCUCACGAUACGGAACUACGUGUAUACGACCACUAGGGUCCUCCAAGUACACUAGUGUCAAUAACCUGAAGCUGAGGUUCAACUCCUUUGCCUCUAGAGCCUCUGCACUGUACAAUGUGGUCCCUCCUAGCAUCAAGUCCCUCCUAACAUUGACCACUUUCAAACCUGCUCUUGAUGCUUUCCUCAAUGAAUUCCCUGACACUCCACCAACACCUGGGUACACUGGACCGACACGCUACUACUUGGUGGUGGAGAUGCAAGACAUUCUUGGCCUGGUAGCACUCUAG
Messenger RNA from Bolinopsis microptera, 564 nucleotides. RefSeq lists its product as uncharacterized. The record is from RefSeq and is a predicted model, not a curated record. Bases 1 to 564 code for a protein of 187 amino acids. The transcript has a single exon. Lineage: Eukaryota; Metazoa; Ctenophora; Tentaculata; Lobata; Bolinopsidae.